This is a messenger RNA of Alosa sapidissima (American shad), 1061 nucleotides long. It is a transcript of the gene trmt2b, whose product is annotated as tRNA methyltransferase 2 homolog B. The record is from RefSeq and is a predicted model, not a curated record. Lineage: Eukaryota; Metazoa; Chordata; Actinopteri; Clupeiformes; Clupeidae. Gene Ontology annotation, biological process: RNA processing. The coding region runs from base 116 to 793 and encodes 225 amino acids. The transcript has 2 exons. Gene Ontology annotation, molecular function: RNA methyltransferase activity.
GAAAAACACAAGUUGGUUGCUAGAUGCUAUGAGGACUUUAUUCGGCAGUCACCUCUGCAGCCUUGUAUUGUAUUCCAUGAUGGAGGGUACUGGCGAGAGAUUACAGUGAGGACUAAUGCAGCAGGAGAGCUCUAUGACCCAUUGCAGCCACCAGGAGUCUCCAUACCAGCUCCUUCAUGGGCAGCCACAUAUCCAUGAGGAAGUGUUGGGCUAUACGUUUCGUAUCUCUCCAGAUGCAUUCUUUCAAGUGAACAGGGCAGCAGCAGAGUGUCUCUAUCAGACUGUAGGGGAUCUCAGCCACACCACUAGAAGUGACACUCUACUGGAUGUCUGUUGUGGAACAGGUGCCAUUGGGAUAUCCAUGUCCUCCAGGGUGCAAAAAGUUAUUGGCAUUGAGAUUAUCGAACAGGCAGUGGAGGAUGCAAAAUAUAAUGCUUUGCUCAAUGCAGUGUCUAACUGUGAGUUUUUAGUUGGAAAAGCUGAAGUAGCUGUACCCAAACUCUUACCUUCUCUUGGGUCUGAGGGUGGACUCACUGCAGUGGUUAAUCCAUCCAGGGCGGGACUUCAUUAUCGAGUGAUCAGAGCCCUCCGUAACCACCCCACCAUUCACAGACUUGUAUACAUAUCUUGCAAACCGGGUGGAGAGGCAAUGAGAAACUUCCGAGACUUGUGCUGCAGCUCUGAGCAACAGAGGAAACUCACUGGAAAGCCAUUUGUACCCAAGGUAGCCAUCCCUGUGGACAUGUUUCCACAGACGCUGCACUGUGAACUGAUUCUUGUCUUUGAAAGAUAAGACUGGACAUACAACACUGAGAAUUAGCUUGGAUGAAACCUCCUGUCUAGCAUGGCAACUGUAACACUUUUAAACAUUACAGUAAAACUGUGCUGUAUACUUAUUUAUUCACAGACAAUAUUAAUUAUCACAGUUUAACAGGGUAGAGAAAUUACUAUUUAAAACCCUGCAUCCACAUUGCAGGAUUUACUUUUACAUAAGCUGUAAUAAAGUGUAUAGCUUAAAACUGUGAAUCACUGUUUUUGAAUAAAGUAAAAACACAAAGAUU